Molecule: messenger RNA, 2134 nt
Organism: Harpegnathos saltator (Jerdon's jumping ant)
Lineage: Eukaryota; Metazoa; Arthropoda; Insecta; Hymenoptera; Formicidae
Gene: Larp7
Product: La related protein 7
Exons: 6
Coding region: 162-2039 (625 amino acids)
Biological process (GO): RNA processing
Cellular component (GO): ribonucleoprotein complex; nucleus
Molecular function (GO): RNA binding
Source: RefSeq, a predicted model, not a curated record
AAAAUAUUUUAUAAUAAUAAAUUUGAUUUAUUUGAAUUUAGUUGAAUUUAAGUUAUCUAUAAUCUAAUUUAGUUGAAUUUGAUAUUAAAUUAGAAUAAGCGAUACGUUUGCAGGUAAUAUAUUUUGCUUGGCAGUCAGUUAUAUGAACAUUUGGGAAUACAAUGGUGAUGGAAGAACAGGAAUCAAAUAUAGAACUAGCCUCAGAAAGAAUUCCUGUACCUCAGAUACAACAACCACAAAUGGAUAUAAUUAAACGAAACAACAGAUCAGGUGUUUCGCGUGGUAAACCACGAUUAAGGAAAAAAGCAUUGCACGCUGCAAUACUGAAACAAAUGGAGUUUUAUUUUAGUGAUGCUAAUUUGAGCAAAGAUCGAUAUUUAUCAGAACUUUUGAAGAAAAGUCCUUAUGUGGCUCUUGAUGUAUUUACAAAUUUUAAUAAAUUAAGCACAUUAACUACAGAUACAAAUAGAAUAGCUAAAGCUUUAGAAAAAUCAACUAUGUUAAAAGUAUCUGAAGAUGGUACAAAAGUCUGUCGAUUGACACCUAUUAACAAAAAAGAAAAUAUAGAUGAGUGUACAGUUUAUGUACAAAACUUACCUCCAGAUUCUGAUCAUGAUUGGCUGAUUUCUGCCUUUUCCAAAUAUGGAAAAGUAGUAUAUGUCUCAAUUCCUCGAUACCAAAGUAAUAAAAAAAUUAAAGGUUUUGCAUUUGUAGAAUUUGAUACUCCAGCAGGUGCUGAAGAAUGUAUUAAGGCAUUUCAAAAAGAUGGAUGUGUCUUACCAUCUCAUACAUCUCCCAAUGAUCUGUUAAGUAUAACUACUUUUAAUAAUACUGAGGAAAAUCUUACAAUAAAUGAUAAACCAGAACACUUGCAAUAUCUUUCUAAAAGCACGAUUAAAACAGAUGUAGAUGAUAAAAAAGAAAAUAUAAAAGAUCAAAUUACAAAUGAUGAUAUUUAUGAUGAUGAAGGCAACAAGUUAGAUAAUACUAAAUAUUCUCUGGGAAAAAGAAAACUUGUCUCAGAAAAGUCACUUGCAGAUGAAAGCAAUAUCAAAGUCAAAAAGAAAAAAACUACAGAUCAAAACAUUGCAGAUCAGCAUAAUAGCAAUAUGGAAGAUCAAAAAAUAUUAAAUAAAGAUAUUACUAAUCGUAAUAAGACUACAGAAACUGAUAGGAAGAGAAAGAGAAAAUUAUCAACAAAUGAUACAUUUAAGUAUGAAGACUCCAGUGAAGGAACAGCAAAAAGAGAUCCAUGUGGAUCAAUGGUAAAAUCAGAUAAAAUUAAAGUAAAUGAAAUGGUAUCUGUAGAUAAAAGCUAUGAUAAUAAAAAUAAAGAAAUUAUAUCACAAGCUGCAAAACAUCUUACGAAAAAAAAUAUUGAUGAAACAAGUAGUAGUAAUAUCAAGGAAAGAGAAACCAGUGUUGAUGAAAGAAAAAAGAAAAAGAACCGAAAAAAGAGAAGUAAUUUUCAGAAAGAUAUCACUAGUGAUAUGAUGCAAGUGAUGGCCAAACGAGAUUGGAAACGACUUAGAAAUAAAUACUUGGAGUUACAAAAAAGUAAAAUGCAACAAUUAAAACUACAUUUGAGAAAAACAAAAUGGAAUUAUGACAAAUCUAAAUAUGAAAAAGAUGAAAAACUCAGUGAAACAGAAAAAUCAUGCUAUGGACGUAUUACUUAUGCACCAGGAAUUAUAGUGAAAGUUGAAAUGGAUGAACCUUGCACAGAUUUACAAAGUUUCAAGAUGGAAUUUAGAGAUAAUGAUUAUGUAAAAUACAUAGAUAUAACAUACGGUUCUCGCCAAGCAUACAUAAGAUGUGAUACAGCAGAAGCUGCACAAUUGUUUUUACAAAAGAGUUAUGAGGGACGGCGUUUGAUAAUUUUAAAAAAUAACGAAGAAAAGUCAUAUUGGGAUAAAAUAGAACAAGAUCGGGAAGAAAAAUUGCAAAGUAAAAAAAGAUAUAAGCAUAGAGGACGUGAUAAAUUAUUGAAGAAAGCAGAAAAGGAACUUGGGAAAUGUAUAAAGUUUGAUCAGGUGUGACAUUAUAUUACUUAAUUUUACAAAAUCUGUAAAUUAUAUUAUAUUGCAUGUAUUAAUCAAGUAUAGACUAAAAAAAUUGACUAAAAUGGACUAAA